Messenger RNA from Vanderwaltozyma polyspora DSM 70294, 1989 nucleotides. RefSeq names its product Rad24p (gene RAD24). Bases 1 to 1989 code for a protein of 662 amino acids. Gene Ontology annotation, biological process: mitotic DNA replication checkpoint signaling; DNA repair; DNA damage checkpoint signaling. The record is from RefSeq and is a predicted model, not a curated record. The transcript has a single exon. Lineage: Eukaryota; Fungi; Ascomycota; Saccharomycetes; Saccharomycetales; Saccharomycetaceae. Gene Ontology annotation, molecular function: chromatin binding.
AUGGAGAGAGAGAGACCGUCUAUUAGAAGAAGUUCAAGUGCAUUAAAUCUUCUAAGCUCACAAUUCGAUAAAUGGAAAGGUAAAAACAUUUCACCAACUAAGAAAAGAUCGAACACUACUAAUUCGAUAAAAAAUGAAACACAAAUGACUGUCGAUGAUUCAUCAAGUGAUUCUUUAUGUUGGUAUGAAAAAUAUUCCCCCACAAAUAUUAGCGAAGUAGCCAUACACAAUAAGAAACUUGAGUCUGUUAGAAAUGAAUUAACAUCAAUGCUUGAUGGUACAUCAAAUAGUCAUAUAUUAUUGCUAACUGGCCCAAGCGGAUCUUCUAAAAGUUCAGUAAUCAAACACUUAGCUCAUAGCUUAAUACCUAUGUAUAGAUCAUCGACAGUUGGUCUUACUGGUUCAAACCCAGAUUUGAUUGAGUACCAGGUUGAUUUUGUUCCAUCGGGAUCUUCUUCAAUUUCUCAUUUUAAACAUUUCUUAAAUCAAGCUAAAUAUAGAAUUGGCCAAAAUCUAUCAAUUGUGAUGGUAGAGGACUUACCAAAUAUGUUCCACAACAAUACCAGAUCAGAAAUACGAAAAGCCUUACUACAAUGGCUAUAUGAUUCGGAAUCAAAUUUACCACCUCUUGUAAUUUGUUUCACAGAAUGUGACAUCCCUAGUGAUGAUAACAUUACCCAAAAUUACCAAUAUUCAGUGGAUACAACUUUUACCGCCGAAACUGUUUUUGGGAAAGAUAUUUUACAACAUCCAAAAUUAAAAAGAAUUAAGUUUAAUCCGAUUAAUGCCACAUUAUUGAGGAAAUAUUUAAGUCAGAUUUGCAUAAAAAAUAAACAUUUACUCAUGCAGAAUAACAAGUGGUCAAUUAAAGAUACAUUCAUAAGGGAAUUAUCACUCAAUAGUGGUGAUCUUCGUUCUGCAAUAGCAACAUUGGAGUUUUGGGCUACUUCUCAUUCAUACGUAACCUUAUUUACAAGAAGAGAGUCAUUAUCAUUUUUUCACAUCAUUGGAAAAAUUAUAUAUGGUUCCACUGAAAUUCCUGAUGAUAAUGAAAUGAUCAAUUCUUUAUUUCUUACAGCAAGGGACGUAUUGAUGAGUCAAAAUUUUACACUUGGAUUAUUAGAAAACUAUGGUAAAUUUAAUAGUGCAAAACUCCCAAUCGAGUUAGGCUCCAAAAUUACUGACACCUUAAGUGAAUGUAAUAGUUUUGGAUCUAAUUUAGAAUUAACUGAAUAUUCAGCAAGAAGCAUACGGCAUAGCCUAGUAAACCACACGUUGGAUGCUGAAAAAUUACAUGGUAAAGCAGCGUUUCCAAGGGAAUGGAAAAUUAGAAAGUCUCAAGAUGAGUUUAAAGAGCAGGCUAUUGAUUAUUCAAAUGUUUCGUUGUACAAGUACAAAGUUUCGAAAGAAUAUAACAAUAUUGUACUCUAUGAUGGUUAUUACGGUCCUUAUAUUAGAAAAUUAAGAAAUUACAAAAAGAAGUCAUUAAUUCAUUUUAUUAAUAGCAUAAAAGAUGAAAAAAGGAAAAACUAUAUAUUGGAACUAAAUAAUGAUACAUUCAAAAUUGAGGAUAACAUAGAUUUUUUGAAAAGAAUUGGCGAUGACCUCGGCACAACAGAAACUGUAGAUGAUAUAACUGAGGUUGAAACUGAGGAUGAACGUACAUCAGUGAAAUCUAUUAAUAACAAAAAGUAUCAAAAAGAUUAUAGAUUAGUGAAAUUGAAAGAGUUAUAUGAUGAUGAUGAUGAGCUAAAUGACGAGGCAUAUGAGGAAGAAGAAUUAAUGAAUGACCCAAUCGUUGACUCUGACAUGGGCAAUAGUGACAUGGACGACGACGACGACGAUUCGAUCUAUGAAUUUUUGUCACAACAGAAGUCACAGCAGCCUACACAAGCUACACAAGCUACACAAGCUACACAAGCUACACAAGUAGCACCAAUAACUAAUAUAAAUGAAUCACUUUCUGAUUCAGAUCUUGAAGAUUUGUAA